CGCCAGCGAUCGCCGCUCAGCUCCUUCAGCUCGUCCGCGAUAUGGGGUCUCGCCUUGGCUUCUGACACGCACUUCUAAGGCGCGAACGCCGCGGCCUCCUCACCUUACCGUGUUCCUCCGCACGCUCCUAGAACCGUCGCCUCUGCUUACCAGUAGCAAUAGUGGCUCUUCUUUUUCUUCCGGCUCAGAUACAGCACUCACACGCGACUACUUGCUUCCUCGCUCGUCGAAGUUACCAGCUAGGCCGUGGACAGUUCGUCGCUCUACCGUGCGUUGAAGUCUCCGAACACUUUUGCACGUACGCAGUAGCCAGUUGUCGAGCAGCAGUUUGUUCAGCAAGACCGGUUUCUCAGCCGUGCUUUCGCACUCGUGUCAGCUCUCGCCUUGUACAGGUCGGAUUAACCAAUGGCGCUGCUCAACUUUAGCGCUCCUUUCGCUCACGCGCCGGCCACGCCGUCGCCGUUCUUCGCCGCCGCCGCGUCUGCCUCUGCCAUCGGUGGCCUCAAUACGGCGUCGGCUGUCAACACGCUCCUCUACGGCCCCCAGGGGCCGCCGUUCGCGUCUCCCCCGCCGCCUCCGGCACCGUCGCGACGCUCACAGCCCGGGCCGCGACAAGGAAUCCCGCGUCCUCCGCCGCCCGUGCCGGCGGCGGCAGCGCAACAACAGCAGCAACAGCAACAGCGUUUCUACGGUGACGGCAGCAGGAGUGGUGGCAGCGACCUGCCUCCCAGACCGUCAGGGUACACUCGGAUCGAGCAGCCGUCGGACUUGGCCAGUCAGCAGACGGCCAAGACCACUCUGCACGCGGUGCUCGAUUACGACGACGACUUUGACGAUUACAGCUACGAGGACGACGAUGUACCGCCGGAGCUGCCGUCCAACUACAGGCGCACGGCGCUCCCAGCCGUGACCCCCAUACAGGGGCCCAUCUUCAUCAAAAACGGAUCAGUGCCUGUUGUGCCCCUGUACUCCUACCCAGUCGUCAACAACGGAACGCUCGUCCAGAUACCGGUGAGUGUUAUCAGAACUGCCUUUCUGUUGGUGAUGGUAAGUCUCUUAAAUACUAAGGCUAUAGCUGUUUCAUCAUCAAACAGUAGGUCAUAA
Schistocerca americana (American grasshopper) is the source of this 1104-nucleotide messenger RNA. RefSeq names its product protein spaetzle 3-like. The record is from RefSeq and is a predicted model, not a curated record. The coding region runs from base 406 to 1104 and encodes 232 amino acids. NCBI's taxonomy places the organism in Eukaryota, Metazoa, Arthropoda, Insecta, Orthoptera, Acrididae. The transcript has 2 exons.